GCUGUGGCAACCCAGCUACAAUGGCCGCCGCCAUCGCCGUUGCAACGUUAUUUGUGUGACAAGUCAUGUCAUUUUUGUUCAUGAUAUAUGAGAAAAUCCAAUGGCAGAUUAUUUCUUCGGGUUCGAUACUUCGUCAUCGAACUUAAAUGACGACGAAGGAGCCGGCGAACCGUCGGAAGAUGAAUAUGACGCGCUCAACGAUGAGACCUUUGGGCAGGCGGAUGGCUUCGACUUUGAGGAGCAUGAGCAGAUGGCUUCUCAACUCGAGAGCAGCCGCCGCCACCACAGCACCCUGGACGACGCCAAUUUUCAGCUGGAAGCCUCACUGUCCCAGCUAGUGCUAGAUGAGAGCGAGCAUUCAUCGGCUCUCGGCUCCAGUGUUUGGCGCCACGACGCGCCCUUCCCGUACCAACCGCCACAGCAGACGCCGGCACCGAUCCUCAAGAAUCUCUGCACCGUGGAGGAAAUUGAGAGGCAGCUGCGGCAGAAGCAAGCUCAGUCGCAGCAGUUCCCGCCCUCGCAGAACUAUUUCCAGCCACGAUUCCCGCCAGUCAUCCUCCAGCGACCGCCCGGCCUCCAAGCUCCGGUUCCUCUACCCUUCGCGCCACAAAACAUGCCCCUCAACCAAAACAUGAUGCCAAUGGGCCCCAACAUGGGCCAAAACGUCAACCAGAUGGGCCAAAAUAUCAACCAGAUGGGCCAAAAUAUCAACCAGAUGGGCCAAAAUGUCAACCAGAUCCAAAAUGUCAACCAAAUGGGCCAAAAUGUCAACCAAAUGGGCCAAAAUGUCAACCAGAUGGGCCAAAAUGUCAACCAGUUCAUGCAAAACAACCAUUACAACAACAUGCAUCCAAACAUGCAUAUGAACAUGAACCAACCAAUGGGCAACAUGAAUAUGGGACAGAAUCAAAUGAUGCCGAAUGGCAACUUUCCGAUGAACCAGCCCGGGAUGAACCAGUUUCCACCGAUGAUGCCCCGGAUGAUGCCUCCGCCUGGGAUGGGGAUGCCGAGGCAGAAUUUUAACCCGAAUGUUGGGCAGUUUAAUCAUAAUUUUCGUGGCCCAUCCAUCCCCUCAAAGCCCGAACCGAUGAUGCUCCAAAAGCCGCAGCCGAACCAAUCACCCCCCAAAAAUGGGAAAACGCCCCCAAAACUGCAAAAAAGUCGCGUCUACAACAAUUCCAAAACACCCAACAUGACCUCUCAAAAUUUGGUACAAUUGAUACAGAAUACACACCCGAUGCUGCAGUUUAAUAAUAGCUACCAUAAUGCGAAUCAUCAUCCGAUGCUGAAUCGGGGAAUGCAAUUUGGGAAUAAUAUGGUGUUUGGACAGAGACCGAAUGGGACUUUCAAUAAUAAUCAUAGGCAUAUGAACGGAGAUGACGUGACAUCGUCAAGUGACGCCGACGAAUACAGCGGUCUCAUGACGCAGCGAGAGAAGCAAUGGCUCAUCAACAUACAGAUGCUGCAACUCAACACAGGGACACCUUACAUACAUGACUUUUACUAUACGGUGUUCUUAGAAAGACAGUCGCAGAAGGAGAAAGAAGGAGUGAAGGAAGCUCACAAGGCCAAUCAGCAGAACCACCCUUUCUACAGCGGAGGUGUAAAGCAAGAGUCCCACGGGCGGGAAAGGCACAAUUCCAACCGACAUAACUCUACAAGCGAGGACGCUCCGCCGAGAGCGUACGUGCCUACGCAAUUUGAGAACUCACUAGGAAAGUUGCAGUGUGGCAGCGUCACGGCGCCUCGUAAGAUCAUCGAUGUGGAUCUAGUGGGCGGCACCGAGCCCUCCGCGGUGCCCUCGAGGGCUAACAGCGUCGCCAGCACCACCAACCCCGCUGAGGUCCCUCGAGAAAUGCGCAGAACGAAGCAACUGCUACUGGACAUUGAGGCGUUAUAUCUCAUACUGCUUAGGCUUGAGGAGCUUAACGAUCCCCUGGCGAUAUCCAACGCGUUCAUACUCAAGGAAAGAGAAGAGAAGCAGAAGCAGUUAGAAGCAGCGCAGAAGGAAGCGCUCGAGCACGAGCUAGAAGAAGACUCGAAUGUGUUCCUGCGGAACAUCGAGUCCGUUCAGCGGAGGCCUAAGCAGGAGAGCCCUAAGAGCGAGAGCGUCGACAAGAGACAGGUGGUGAAUCUAGCAGUGAACCAGAAACCGCCGCCAGUCAAGAACCUUCUAGACGAGAACAAGGACGAGUUGCUGGACAAGAUGUUCGCUGGAUUAUUACACGCGGACAGACUCGCGCAAAUGCUCACUGUUAGAAAAGGACGGACACUGAUCUCCCGAUUCCUAGCGCGCUGCGGGACGCAUGCUUUAGUGCGGCCGGUGUGGUCGCGCACGCUGCGCGCGCUGCCCGCCGCAGCCCGCAGGGACGGACAGGGCCUGGCCGCGCUGGCCCCGCACUAUAGGAAAUACGUGCUGGGCGCUAGCGGCUGGAGCGCGGUGCUGGAGGCGUGCGCGCCGCUCGCCGACGCGCUGGACCCGGCGCGCACGCCGCACGCGCUCACCACGCCCUUAACCCUAAGCUGCGUCUGCGCACUCAUAGAAAAGGCCUCCCUUCUCGUCAACACCCCCGAAGCGACAUCCAACGAACGGCAGUGGUACAAAUUCCUCAAAACUCUAGCUAGAGCUCUCAAAACCACCACACUCACCGUCGCCAGGCCCGUCACACCUCUACCAGAGCACAAGCUCCUCCACCAUCUCAAACAGCUAGAGUCUAGAACCACUAUAGAGAUACUGCAGAGGGGGAAGAGCGCGGAAUUCACGGAUCUAUCUAAAGCCGAUAUCACGGAACAACUUUUGAAAUAUCUCUGCUGAUGGCUUAUUAUUUCGUGCAAAAUAAGCACGUUGAAGAUAUAUUGCUAUUUGAAAAUGGCGGCGAUACAAUUAACACAUACAUACAUACAAUCACGCCUGUAUCCCAUGAAGAGGUAGGCAGAGCACAUGAAACUACUAAAGCUUCAGUGCCACUCUUGGCAAAUAAGGGGUUGAAAGAAAACGAAACUGUGACAUUGCAGUGACAGGUUGCCAGCCUCUCGCCUACGCCACAAUUUAACCAUUUAAUUUUUAAUCAAUUAAUAUUCCAUCUAAAACAAACUAGAGUUCAGGACCACGAGAUAUUACAGAGGGAGAAAAAUGCUGAAUUGUGAGUGUGCACGGGAAAGCGUCCCACUUUGUGGAUUGAUAUAAAGCCGCUUAGUCAGUUUAUUCAUAUAAAGAUACAAGUAAAUCAAGUAACCGGUAAUGUGGGACGUUUUACUAAACACACUCACUAUUUAAUGACUUUUCUAAAACGAAUAUCUCAGAAUAACUGACAAAAUAUCUCUGUCACAACAUAGCAUGUGAGGAAAUUGCGUCAUAUCGUUUACAGAACGCAAGGUACUAAUGUAGACAUGCGCAAAAUGUGUCACUAAUAACCUAAACACGAAAUUUAAAUAAAAAAAAACCCCCGACCGAAACAUAGUGGACCGAUUUUCAUGAAACAUGGCUAAGAACACUCCCGACUAAGCUUUCAAACAAAAAAACACUAAAUCUAAAUCGGUUCGUCCGUUCGGGAGCUACGAUGCCACAGACAGACAGACACGUAUAUGAGAUAUGUAUCUUUCGUAGACUUUGAAAUACUAACUCUUUCGUGUCCUAACCUUCCAGUAUCCUCAUUUGAAUAAGGUCCUAUAGAGGAAAUAAUACAUUACGAUACAAGUGCGAAAAACAGGAAGUUCGAAACUAGUGGCUAUAUUUUAAAACACGAUUGAAGAGAGUGUUUUAAAUCGACACGAGUUACGAAUUUCCUUUUAGCGCGUAUAUCGUACGUUUUUCAGUACAGAUGGACCUCCGAAGUAUCGACCUACCAUAUAAUGAACCACUUCUCGCAGUGUGCGUAAAAAAAUCACCAUCUGUACUGAAAAAGUAUGUUUUCCAACGAGGGGCGGAAAUAUUACAAACGAGUAAAUCAGAUCGCGAUUGCCGGAGCGAUUUAAAGACUCGAAUUUACAAUAUUCUUACGCCCCGAGUUACACACAAUUUUUCAUCACUCUUGCAACAAAAAAAUAUAUGACGCUAUAAAAUAGUACAUUA
This is a messenger RNA of Leguminivora glycinivorella, 4072 nucleotides long. It is a transcript of the gene Patr-1, whose product is annotated as protein PAT1 homolog 1. Gene Ontology annotation, cellular component: P-body. The coding region runs from base 101 to 2815 and encodes 904 amino acids. The transcript is spliced from 17 exons. NCBI's taxonomy places the organism in Eukaryota, Metazoa, Arthropoda, Insecta, Lepidoptera, Tortricidae. The record is from RefSeq and is a predicted model, not a curated record. Gene Ontology annotation, biological process: P-body assembly; deadenylation-dependent decapping of nuclear-transcribed mRNA. Gene Ontology annotation, molecular function: RNA binding.